AGUGUGUGCGUUUGUGUGUGUAUGUGUGUGAUUUUUGUGUUCAAGUGCUGCUGCCUGUGUGAGUGUGUUUGCGUCCCUGUUUCUUUCUGUACGUUUGGUGGUGUCUGCUUGUGUAUCUGCGCUUAUGUUUCUUAGUUUGUGUUUAUUGCUGUGAGGACACACACACUCCCUGGGUCUGCGUGGAAGGCUGUGUGUGUUCCUGCGGUCCAGCAGGUAUGUUGUGUUCUCUAGGCAUUAAGAACAGAACCCACUGAGGAUCUCACACCUACAGGUGAGGGGUGGUGGUGUGAGAGACUGGGACUGGAACUUGGAGCUGUGCUAAGGAAGUUCUGGUUCUAGAUACAGUGCUAGGGGCUGGGACUGGAACCUGGUGUCUGGUUGAGGCUGUAGUGAUGCAGCAGCGGAGUUCUUGUCUGUGGAGGUGGAGGGUCCUACUCUGGUCCACACUACUCCUCCUCAGUCCCCUCAGAGCCACAGAAGAUGGCGUGUCUUCAGAGGACGGGAGUGGUGACCCUGGUUUAGACCAAACUGUGAGAGGAGAAAAUUGGAACCCAUGUCUGGAGGGCCAGGAUGUGUUUUCCACGGUCAAAGAGAACAGCAUGAUAGGAGAACUCAUCGCUGAGCUCAACACUGAGCUGACAGCCAAUGAUGUUGUCUGGAGCCUAACUGGGGAGGACGCUGAUUGGUUCUUCCUAGAAAGGCGGAGCAUCAGACUCAAUGCCCCAUUGGAUAGAGUUCUGGACCGGGAGGUGCAGGGCCCAGUCCUGAUGGCAGCGUUGACCUGCUAUGAGGAGGACACCGUGCAGAGUGAGUACAGGAUCAUGGUGGAGAUUCUGAAUGAGAAUGAUAACACUCCUGAGUUUGUGGAGAGCACCAUACAGCCCCGCAGCAUCAGUGAGCUGGCUGAGGUGAAGACAGUGAUGUUUACAGUCCAGGCCACAGAUGCAGAUGGCGACACCAUAAUGUACUCCAUCGACCAGACCUCGCCUGAUGCUGCCUACUUCAGAGUGGAUCUCCCUAACAGUGGAGAGGUGAUACUGGCCAAGCCUCUGGACUACGAGACCAAAACACAACUGAAGAUCACCAUAUAUGCUUCGGAGAUGAAUACUGUGGAGAAGUUCAACACCAGUGCCAUCCUGACCGUGAAUAUCCUGGACGGAGAUGACCAGUACCCACAAUUCCUGCCGUGCACGCCCCCCUCUAACGACCAAUCGCAUCGUGUCUGCACCAACCCCGUCUACACGGUUAACAUCACAGAAGGCGAACAGGACGUUCUUCUGGACUUCUCUCCUGGGCCGAUCAAUGCUGUGGAUGGAGACAGAGGCCUCAGCUCACCUCUCAGCUAUAGCAUCCUGUCAGGGGCUGAUAAUGGGCGUUUUGUGAUGGAUGAGCUGACAGGGGAGGUGCGUCUGAUGAAAGAAGUAGAGAACAGACUACUGACACCCACACUACGCCUACGGGUCAUGGCGUACCAGAGGAAUGACCCUAGGAAGUACUCAGUUGCCACAGUGGUGGUCCGUGUUGUGGCUGUCAACCGCUUUCCUCCCCAGUUUGGUCGGGCCGAAUACCGGGGUUUUGUCACUGAAGGCAACAGCCCUGCCUCACUGGUCAACACUUACGGAAACACCGUGCUGCUGCUACAGAUACAGGACAGGGACUUCUCUGAUGGGAUUAAUCCCAAGAUGCACUACUCCCUAAGGUCCUCGUCCAAUCACACAGAGUUUUACCACAUCACACAGGAGGGGCUUCUGAUCGCCAGGACCAAUCAGCUACGGCCAUCACAGAAACACAGUCUGAAGGUAGUGGCUGUGGAUCUGGAGUCAGGUGACAUGGCCACGGCUCUCAUAAAGGUGGAGGUGCUGUAUGAAGGACAAAUAGUCCCUCAGGGCCCAUUGGGGGACGGGCGUCUCCAUGGUAGCUGUGCAGUAGGCAAGGCUAUGGGUGUGGUCAUCCUGGGGCUGACUCUGUUAGGCUGCGCUCUGUAUGCACUGCAGCAUGUCCUCAGGACAUACAAAGGACUGAAGGACCCAGAGGACAGGGGCUGUAUAGCACAGGGAAAACACCCCAAUGUGAGAUUACAAUGGUUCCAACUGGUGAGUCACAGUAGCCCCAUGCCAGUCCUUGAUGAGGUGAAGCUCAAAAAGGAGGGUCUAAGCACCUCCACCUCCAAGCUCCUGGGCGGUCAGAGCAUCUACACACCUGCAGACUCGGACCCUUCUCCAUUCAACGCUUUACCCAUAGCUACACCCUCAACAACCUACAUCCAGCCUAUACUAGCCAGCUCCACUCAUACAGACCCCAAUCAUGGCCCUGCGUCACACAACUCCACCCAUACACCUGCUACAACCAUCACACCUGAACUACUCAAGACAUCCACUCAACUCCUGGGCAACUCCAGCUCUAGUACCCCCACACACCCAUCACCUACACCUACCAUGGAUCAGACAGACUCACCUUUAGCUACACACCCUCCCCUGUUGCAGAUAGCAGGACAGGGUAGGGACACCCCACCUAAACCCACCCCAGGGCAAACACAUACCCCUGCACCCUGCCCAGAGCAGGUAGGACAACCAGGGUACCCUGAGGAGCGCAGACCCUCCACACACAGCCCUGAGACAGCCUCCAUCGGUGAUGAUGACUGCUUCCUGGGGGAUGAAGAGGCCAUCAGGACCAGUGAUGAUGAUGAGGAUGAAGAGCUGGUGAGACUCUAUUCUCACAUACAGCCCACAUUCCUGAUAACAGACUACGACAAUGACAUCACGACUGAGAUCCCUGCCAGUGGUGGAGAGGAGGAGGGGACUGGGACCAGCGAAGGAGUGGAGAGAGUGAGGGAUUGGAUGGAGGGAAACAAGGGAGGGGCCAGGAGAGACAGGGAUGAUAUGGAAGGAAAGGGGGGUAAUUUGGAGAGCGAAGGGGAGAGUUUGAAACAGGGGAGUCCAUCAUCUCAACCCUGUGAUACAGAGCAGGAAGUAUCAGUGGACCAAUCAAAGGAGUGA
Messenger RNA from Salmo salar (Atlantic salmon), 2996 nucleotides. The record is from RefSeq and is a predicted model, not a curated record. NCBI's taxonomy places the organism in Eukaryota, Metazoa, Chordata, Actinopteri, Salmoniformes, Salmonidae.